Molecule: messenger RNA, 2477 nt
Organism: Coturnix japonica (Japanese quail)
Lineage: Eukaryota; Metazoa; Chordata; Aves; Galliformes; Phasianidae
Source: RefSeq, a predicted model, not a curated record
GCACUACCGGGUCGGGUAUGGGUGGUUGUAGGGUUGGGGUGGUUGUAGGGUUAGGGGUGGUUUGUAGGGUUGGGGUGGUCGUUUGGGGUCCGACAUGAGGUACAACGAACGGGAGCUUGCUGUCCUGUCCAGGCAACCGGCAGAGAAAGCGGCAGAGAUCAUGAUGAGGGUCCCCAAGAAGGGUUCAGUGUUAAAGAAGCGCCUCGUGAAGCUCGUGGUGAACUUUCUCUUCUACUUCAGGACGGAUGAAGCUGAGCCCAUUGGAGCGCUGCUGCUGGAGCACUGCAGGAUCACCAAAGAAGAGGAGAACGUUUUCUCCAUCAGUUUCAUUGAGGAGCCAGAGAGGAAGUAUUGCUUCGAGUGCGACAGCGAAGAGCAGUGCCAGGAGUGGAUUGAGGCGCUCAAGAGAGCCAGCUACGAGUUCAUGAGAAGAAGUUUGAUUUUCUACCGGAAUGAGAUCCAGAAGAUGACAGGGAAGGACCCCCUGGAGCAGUUUGGGAUCUCGGAGGAAGCCCGUUUCCAGCUGGCAAGUCGCAAGCAGUAAUUAAUUCCACAGGCUCCACUCUGGAGGGGUCAAACCCACCUGCACCCCAAGAGGAACAGUGGCAGAUCCCCCCCCCCAGCAACGACCAACUGACGUUUUAAUUUAUUAGCCAAAUGGGACUAUUUUUUUUUUUUUAAAUGAUUUUUUUUAAGGGAAUUCUUUGCACAUUCCCACCUCUCCUGCCCUCCCGCAGCCACGUGGGCAGCCAUCAGACUGUGACCUUGUGCACCGAUGCUGCUGCAGCCAUGGGAGUAACAGCAGGAGCAGAGGAGGAGGGACUGAGCCGAGCUCCAGCACUCACUGUCCUCCAACAAAGGCUCAGCCCUGGUGCCAGGAGCUUUGGGGCCGGCCUUGUGCCAGUUCCAGCUUCCCCUUAAUCCCUGCCCUCCUGCUGGGAGCUGCUGGGCUUCUCUGGCUUAGGGUGUUCCUGUAGGAUGAUGCUCUGCCUGUUGGCAUUGCUGUGCCGCAGGGUUAACCCUGCUGUGCUCUCUUCAACACAAAGCCAUUUCCAUUCAGAAAGGCUUCUGUGAACAUGGGCAUCACCCACUGCCACCAGCACCUCCUGGGCUGCUCUUCUCUUUGUCCUUCUCCAGACAGGCGCUGCUCAUUCCUAGAGGCCCCAUGAAGCCCAGGCUACUGCCAAUUAGAGAGCAGUCACAAACGAUGGGGAGAACAAAGCUGUAAAGCACAAUGGAGCAAAAACAGGACUGAGAGCUCCGUGUCGUGAUCCUGCUGCCCUCUGCAGUGCUGUGGGCCGGGCUGAACCUCAGGAGCAGCAGGUGGAGACUUGGAAAAGCUGCGUGCAAUUGGGCUGGAUGUAAGAGCAUCGGGUUAUGCAGAAGUUGAGCCCUGGGAGCAUCCCCCUGCUGUGCUGCAACACAGGGAACAACGAGUGCCUUUGCAGGGACUCCAAUAAUAAAGGGACUCCAGUAAUAAGCAUUAAGGGACAUCUCGAGGCUCUGCACCUGAGUGCAAAUGGAAAGUGCAGCCAGAGAUGAUGGAUGGAAGGUGCUCCCCAUCCCCAGAGCUUGGAGACCUCGUUCCUUGGGAGCUGCUCAGCCCUGAGGGAGGGGGAGCAGCUUUUCUUUUUGCCAGCCAGGCAGCAAAAAGGCUGCUCCACAAUUACAGCAGUGACUGAAGGGGGGAGAGCAGCUCGUGCUGCAGUGGGGCCAAUGGGAAUGGGAAGGAGUGCAGGACUGAGUGCCUGCAGCAGCGCUGCCUGGCUUCCCUCUGUACCUCAGCUGUGGGUACCAGGGGAGCAGCAGAUGGCACCGGCGCUUUAUUUUUAACCUCACGCCCCAGAUCUUUUCCUUCUCCUCCCCCGUAUCCCCUUUCCCUGCAGUGGUUCAGGUGCUUGCAGCAGCAAUUACCAAAAACAAACCGCGCAGGGCAGAAAAUAGGGCAGCGUGGAAGGCAGAUGGCAGCGCUCCUGUGAGCCACAAGCUGGGAUUAAAGGCUGGAGCAACACAGAGCUUUGGGGACACAGUGUCCUCGGGUGACUGCAGAGACAACAGCCAAGGAGCUCAGUGCUGCAGUGAGGGCUCUGUGCUGGCAGCCCACCCUAUGGGUCUGACCCCACUCCAGCAAUGGGGUGGUGGUGAUGCACCAGGGACAGCGAUAACCCCAAUGUUAUUGAGGAGGUGCCAGUGAUAUCACCUAAACCUGAAUGUAAGACAAAUGCUGUGAAGAGUUGCGUGGGCCUUUGCAAGCCCGGUGACUUAAUUAGCCAAUUAGUUGUUAGCAUAGCGUAGGACACUGUUAGACACCCCUCAGCAGGAGGGGAAGGUGGUACUGGAGAGAUCCACAUCCACUAAUGCUGGUUUAGACACAGAUCUGCAUGAUGUGUUUGUACUGCAGGGUCCCGACCCUUUGAGCGUGGGCUCUGCAGCUGUUGUACAAUGACCAUUUCCAAUAAAACCUCUUUUAAAAGCCA